This is a messenger RNA of Medioppia subpectinata, 378 nucleotides long. The record is from the annotation of a GenBank genome assembly. NCBI's taxonomy places the organism in Eukaryota, Metazoa, Arthropoda, Arachnida, Sarcoptiformes, Oppiidae.
AUGGAUACAAAUCUAAUGAUCGUUUUCUGUCAAAUAUGUAUAGAAAUGACGGCAAACGAGAGCUGUUUCUAUAGAUGUAAUUCAUCACAAGAUGAGACAUGUGUUUCGAGGGAUCAGAUUUGUGACAUCACUAAAGACUGUGCUCAUGGCGACGAUGAACACCAAUCUUGUGACAAAUUGCCGAACGGCUCGUACUGUGGGUUUGGAGCCAAUGAUUACUGCUUUUGGCAAAACGAUGACAACGAGUCUUCUUAUUGGGCACCAGAAGCCGAUACUACAGAACCUAAUGAAUGGUAUCUUAGCUACUUCAAUAAGAAGUGCUCUCUUCCCACCCUUACAUCCAUAUCUAUCCGACGCCGACUCCCAAUCAUAGCCUAA